AUGAAGUGGUUCUUGGCUCUCCUUCCUCUCGCGGCAGCAGCACCUGCCAUGCCGACCGUCGAGCUCGGUGAUGCUCCACCAGCGGGUUCGGUUACCAUCCGCGGUGUCAGCUAUGGAGGAACCGGUUGCCCACAGGGAACCAUGAGCUCCCAAAUCAGCAGUGACAGGACUGUCGUUACGCUCAUCUUCGACUCCUACAUUGCUUCAAUUGGUCCCGGCAUCGCCGUCACUGAGCAGCGUAAGAACUGCCAGCUGAACGUGGACAUCAAAUACCCUGGAGGCUUCCAGUACUCCAUCCUGUCUGCCGACUACCGCGGUUACUCUGCCAUCCAAAAGGGUGUCACCGGCACACUCAAGUCAACCUACUACUUCUCUGGCCAGACUGCUCAGACCAGCACCCAAUACACCUUCGAGGGACCCGCCAACGGCGACUACCUCAAGCAUGACACGGCCGAUAGCACGUCGGUUGUGUGGUCGCCUUGCGGCACUACUGGCAUGCUCAACAUCAACUCACAAGUCCGCCUGACUACCACCAACUCCUCCGCCACUGGUCUGCUCACCACCGACUCUACUGAUCUUAAGUUCACCCAAGUUGUGUACGUGCAGUGGCAGAAGUGCACUGCGUAG
Messenger RNA from Bipolaris zeicola 26-R-13, 627 nucleotides. RefSeq lists its product as uncharacterized. The transcript has 3 exons. Lineage: Eukaryota; Fungi; Ascomycota; Dothideomycetes; Pleosporales; Pleosporaceae. The coding region runs from base 1 to 627 and encodes 208 amino acids. The record is from RefSeq and is a predicted model, not a curated record.